Messenger RNA from Aspergillus clavatus NRRL 1, 720 nucleotides. RefSeq names its product putative oxidoreductase. The transcript has a single exon. The record is from RefSeq and is a predicted model, not a curated record. Gene Ontology annotation, cellular component: cytoplasm; nucleus. Gene Ontology annotation, biological process: secondary metabolite biosynthetic process. NCBI's taxonomy places the organism in Eukaryota, Fungi, Ascomycota, Eurotiomycetes, Eurotiales, Aspergillaceae. Bases 1 to 720 code for a protein of 239 amino acids.
AUGUCGGACGAAAGGCGACCUGCCAUCAUUUGCUUUCAUGGCCACGGGAGCAAUGGAACGAUUUUUCAACACCAAGCUCAGAACCUCGUUCACAUCCUCGGAACAAGAUUCCGCUUCCUCUUCAUCGAUUCUCCGAUUACAACCCCGCAGCCUGGCGUGGGUGUCAGACCCUUUUUCGCGGACGUCAAACCGUACAGGCGCUGGCAUCAAGAUGAAAAAACGGUCGGCUUGUUCGAUGUGACAACCGAAGAGAUUGAACGCGAAAGACGUCUGGUCCGCGAUACGAUCGGGGCGGUUUUCGACAGAGAGCAGCGAAAUGGACCAGGCGUCGUUGGUGUGAUGGGCUUCAGCCAAGGUACACGUGUGGCUACCGCUUUGUGUCUUGAUCCUGGGCUGGCAGCACAUAUCAAGUUCGCCAUUAUGAUCUGUGGGAUUGGUCCUUCGUUGCCGUUGACAGCCGAGCCUCUGUCCCCGACUCUUGACUUUCUGUCCAUCCAUGUGCAAGGGAACGCCGAUCCCUGGGCUGCCAGAGGAGCGCGGCUUUCAAGGGAAUACUUCAACCAGAAGUUUGCAAAAACAGUCAAAUUUAUUGGUGGCCAUGAGGUACCGACCAGAAUAAAAGAUGUGGAGAAGAUUGCACGCGAGAUCAUGGUCGUGUAUGACUCUGCGCCAGCCUUCAUGGUGACAAAUCAAGUGGUACCGUCACCUCUAUCUGUCUAG